AUGAUUAUCAAUAAGUUUGCUUCUCCUGAUCCUUUUGUUUAUCCCAAGGUUGCAUCCUGGAAAGUUGAUAAAAACUACUACUCAUGGGACAAGGUCAAAUGCAAUAAGGUUACUAGUCAUUUGGUUGAGCUUGACCUCACUAAUAGUUGCCUCUAUGGUUCUAUCAACUCUAGCAGUAGUCUUUUCCACCUUGUCCACCUUACAAGGCUUAGCUUGGCAAAUAAUGACUUCAAUGGCUCCAAAAUCCCUUCAAUAAUCAAGAACUUUUUUAGGUUAUCAUAUUUGAACCUACAUAAUUCUAAUUUUUUUGGUCAAAUACCAUCAGAAGUCCUAGAGCUCUCAAAGUUGGAGACCCUUGACAUAAUGUAUAAUUUUAACUUGAAGCUCCACAAGCCAAGUCUAAGAAGCCUACUUGAGAAAUUAACUCAGUUCAAAGUCCUAUAUCUUGCUUAUGUCAACAUUUCUUCACUGAUACUUGAUAUCUUGGCAAAUUUAUCUUCAUUGAUUGAGUUAUCUCUCAAGGGGUGUCAUUUACAAGGUGAGUUCCCUGCGAAGACAUUCCAAUUACCUAACCUUUGCAUGCUUAAUGUGCGUUUUAAUCUAGAUCUCUCUGGAUCCUUGCUAGAAUUUCAAAACAAUAGCCCCUUUGAAGAAUUAAGAGUUGCAAACACAUCAUUUUUUGGUGAGAUUCCGCAUUCAAUAGGGAAUCUUAAUUCCUUACAGAUCUUGGAUAUAAGUUCUUGUAGUUUUUGGGGAUCAAUUCCGACUUCACUUGGUAAUCUUACCAAGAUCAAUCAUCUUUACUUAAAUGAUAAUCAAUUUUCAGGUAAGUUGCCAGCUAUCCUCGGAAAUCUUUCUUCUUUGGAGGAACUAGAACUUUCUUUGAACAAUUUUUCAAGCCAAGAUUGUCGUUCAUUGUCAUGGAUGGGCAAGUAUAGUGAGCUUACUUCUUUACACCUUUCAAGGAUCAACUUAGCUGCUGCCUUCGAAAAUCUAUCUUCUUUGAAAGAACUAGACAUUUCUUGGAACAAUUUUGAAAGGUAUGAUUUUCGUUCAUUGUCAUGGAUGGCCAAGUCUAGUGAACUUACUUUUUUAAGCCUUGCAGAGACCAACUUAGUUGGUGAAAUUCCUUCUUGGCUCAUGAGCCUAACAAGUCUUACUCACUUAUAUUUGAGCGAAAAUGAAUUAACUGGUACAAUCCCUUCUCAGAUUAGAAAUCUGACGCAACUGAAUCUUCUUGCACUUAACUCAAAUAAAUUGCAAGGCUCAUUUCCUAGCGCUCUAUAUCACCUCGAGAACCUUAAUUUGCUUUACCUUGAUACAAAUAAUAUGAGUGGCAUAGUGGAUUUGGACAUGAUUGCUUCUAAACUGAUAAAUUUAGAAUAUUUGAGUCUCUCUUCAAACAAUUUUUCAUUGCUCAUUAAUGCCAAUGGUCAUACUGAAUUUCUGAAACUUAAACGUCUUUUUUUGGCGUCUUGCAACCUUAAUAAGUUCCCAAGCUUCUUGCGAAACCAAGAUCAAUUGGCAGACUUAGACCUUUCCUCAAACAACAUUGCUGGCAAAAUACCAAGAUGGUUUUUAAACGUAAGUGUAGAUUCAUUGCUAAACUUGAACCUUACCAACAAUCUUUUAACUGGCUUUGACUGA
Mangifera indica (mango) is the source of this 1647-nucleotide messenger RNA. Its product is annotated as receptor-like protein 6. The record is from RefSeq and is a predicted model, not a curated record. The transcript is spliced from 2 exons. Gene Ontology annotation, molecular function: protein binding. Lineage: Eukaryota; Viridiplantae; Streptophyta; Magnoliopsida; Sapindales; Anacardiaceae. Bases 1 to 1647 code for a protein of 548 amino acids.